AUGACUUCCGAAUUAACCACACGCCAUACUCAAAUUCGUUUCGAAGUACCUUCCGAAGCCUUUUCGCCAUCUGAAGGCGACACGGGAAACGAUCACGAUGAUGACCCCACUUCCUGCAGGAGCACCCUCACUACAAUCGACGUAGAACGACUCGGAGCACUGGAAGAUAAUUGGAAAGGCAUAGCUCCUCAGACACUCGCUGAGCUUUUCAACAGCGUCAAGUACUCUGAUAUCACCAUCCGUCUCGGUGAGACGGAAGUAGAUCUGCCGGCCCACCGCAUGGUAAUAGGACUUCAAAGUCCCUGGCUUGACGAGUUCAUCGCAAAAUAUCCAGCAGGUACUUCGGGGGUGCUGCACUGGCAGGGUGCCAGCGUACACUCGAUCUGGAGAAUAUUCCGUUACCUAUACCAAGGGGAUUAUUCUGAGGACACUGCCAUGGCACUUGAGGGGUUUGGUAAGCUUUCGAUCUCCAGCAAUUUGCAUGUCGUUGAUUGGAUUAAAACAGACGACGAGCCAGAUCUCUUGAAGCAUCCCAGAAUUUUCAUGCUUGCCGGCCAGCUUGAGAAAAAUGAGUUGAAAGCGCUGGCCCUCAAGCGAUUUCAGUCGCGACUGAAAGAAGACUGGCGAGUAGAGGAUCUGGUCGAUUGCAUUGAAGAAAUAUACGAAAACCAAAACGAACACUGUCCGCUGUUAAGACCAAUUGUUGUAGAAGCAGCGUUAGCAUACUUUUUACAGGGACUAGUCGCGACCGUCUUUAUAAAGAUUCUACAAGAAAUUGAAGAUUUCAGAACCGACUUGAUAGAUUUGUUAGCAUAA
This is a messenger RNA of Bacidia gigantensis, 816 nucleotides long. RefSeq lists its product as uncharacterized. The coding region runs from base 1 to 816 and encodes 271 amino acids. NCBI's taxonomy places the organism in Eukaryota, Fungi, Ascomycota, Lecanoromycetes, Lecanorales, Ramalinaceae. The transcript is spliced from 2 exons. Gene Ontology annotation, molecular function: protein binding. The record is from RefSeq and is a predicted model, not a curated record.